This is a messenger RNA of Macadamia integrifolia, 1883 nucleotides long. Its product is annotated as cytochrome P450 CYP82D47-like. Gene Ontology annotation, molecular function: monooxygenase activity; iron ion binding; heme binding. The transcript is spliced from 2 exons. NCBI's taxonomy places the organism in Eukaryota, Viridiplantae, Streptophyta, Magnoliopsida, Proteales, Proteaceae. Gene Ontology annotation, biological process: defense response to other organism. The record is from RefSeq and is a predicted model, not a curated record. The coding region runs from base 33 to 1634 and encodes 533 amino acids.
GCUGGGCUUGAAUUUGCAAUUCUCAUUAAACCAUGGAUCUUCUUAUCCCAUCUCAGGUAAUAGGAACAUUUGUAGCCUUAAUCUUACUGUAUUACUUUCUAUGCAGAUCUCACAAAACCAAGGAAGGAAGGGAAGCCCCAACACCAUCUGGUGCCUUGCCACUUAUUGGUCAUCUCCAUUUGCUCGGGGGACACAAACCUCUUCCACGGACGCUUGGAGCUCUAGCAGACAAGUAUGGCCCGGCCAUCAUGCUCAGACUCGGUGUACAUCGCUCAAUGGUUGUGAGCAAUGCAGAGCUGAUCAAGGAGUGUUUCACUACCAACGACAGGGCUUUAGCUACACGACCUCCUUUAACUGCAGGCAAGUACUUGGGCUACCACUACGCUUUUUUUGGGUUUUCACCUUAUGGGUCAUAUUGGCGUGAGAUUCGUAAGAUAUCCACUCUUGAGCUACUUUCCAAAUCCCGUCUUGAGAAGCUCAGGCAUGUUAGAAUCUUUGAAGUAGACAUGUCUAUUAAAGCAUUGUACUCAUUUUGGGCCAAAGACAAUAGAGACCACAGACCUAUGAAGGUGGAGAUGAAGCAGUGGUUCCAACACCUUACUUUUAAUGUCAUCACCAAACUGAUUGCUGGAAAACGUUAUUAUGGGAACAAUAUUGGUAUUGGAAAUGAGGUUGAUGAGGCACAAAGAUUCCGGAAAGCAAUGACUCAAUUGUUGUAUCUAAGUGGUGUGUUUGUUGCAUCUGAUGCAAUACCCUAUUGUGAAUGGUUGGAUUUGGGAGGACAUGUGGGAGCAAUGAAGUCUACUGCUAAGGAAUUAGACUCUAUAAUUGGAAAUUGGCUGGAUGAACAUCUUCGUCGCAGGAUCCAUAAGAUGCCGCCGUUGUCUCGGUCUCCAUCUCAGGAUGAAGAAGAGCUGGACUUCAUUGAUGUGAUGAUAUCCAUCAUUCCUGAGGACCAUUUGAUGUCUAGUUAUGACCGAGAUACGGUCAUCAAGGCAACUGUCACGCAACUCAUGGGAGGUGGCUCCGACACCACAUACGUUACCCUCACAUGGGCACUUUCUUUACUAAUGAACAAUCCCCAAGUACUGAAAAGGGCGCAGGAAGAGCUGGACGGCCAUGUUGGCAAAGACAGACACGUUGAGGAAUCAGACAUCAAGAAUCUGGUGUACCUCCAAGCCAUUGUAAAGGAAACUUUGCGGCUAUACCCACCUGUACCUUUAUCAGUACCACAUCAAGCCAUGGAAGACUGUGAAGUGGGGGGUUAUGUUGUCCCCAAGGGCACACGUUUGUUUGUGAACAUAUGGAAGCUUCAUAGGGACGGUCAUGUGUGGUCAGACCCUCAAGAAUUCAAACCGGAGAGGUUUCUCACUACACAUGCAGAUGUAGACUUUUUAGGUCAGAACUAUGAGUUCAUCCCUUUUGGAUCGGGCAUACGAUCAUGCCCAGGUAUCACAUUUGCCAAGCACAUUUUGCACUUAACUCUUGCUCGUCUGCUACAAGGAUUCAAUUUUGAGACACCUUCACAAGAACCGGUAGACAUGACUGAAAGCUUAGGCAUCACCAUGCCCAAAGCAACCCCACUGGACAUCCUUCUCACGCCACGCCUUACUUCCAAGCUUUAUGAAGGUUAAAAGUUAGUUUGUUAUUCUUGUUGAGUAUAUUAAAUUGGGGGUUAUAGGGUGUUUUCAUUAUGUUUGAAUAAAAUCCUUUGAAUAAGUUUGGUUGCAAGGAAAAUUACAAAGAGUAAAGGAGGCGAGAUUUUUCAACUUCAAAAAGAAAUAGUGGCAAUCAUCAUUAUCCAACAUGAUUGUAUAAACUACAGAAAUUUCUUGUCAUAUUCAAUAGUGAUACCUUUAGAUGUAAUUUUUCUUUUUUCCCAA